GGCCAAAGUACCGAUGUGAAAAGUUUAAAAACAAGUGCGGCAUGAUAAAAAAAUAAAUAUGCUGUUAAAAAUACCGAUUCUUCCAAGCAAAAUGCUCGCUUUAGUGGUAUUAACGUUGUAUCUAAGCGGUAUCGUGGGUAAUCGGCUGGAUAACUUGCUGCUUAAACCGGUAAUGGAUUUAGUUGGCGCUGAAGUAUCGCCUGCCGUUUCAAAGGCGUCGCUCGGCAAGUUGCAAGAUCGAGAUGAGGAUCCAGUGUUUUUCGAGCUGCGUAGCAAAGAUGGUAAUAGUGGUGUGCAACGGCGCAGUGCAGGCGACAGAAAAGAUCUACUUCAACAUCUUUUUGCGGCCUAUGGCUGCUUGACUCCCAUCGAAGGUUGGACGAAAUUGAAGGGAAAAUUGGAUUUUGAAAUGUUGCCCAACAAAUGUCUUGAUUGCAAGAGAUACGAGCCCAGCAUGGAUGAUAUCUUUAAUGGAUUAACAACAGUGAAUCUCGGCCAAACCCAUGUCCCAUCGGCGGACGAACAAAAAAUUCAGCCCGCUUUUGUCAAGACUAAGGA
Messenger RNA from Rhagoletis zephyria (snowberry fruit fly), 558 nucleotides. RefSeq lists its product as uncharacterized. NCBI's taxonomy places the organism in Eukaryota, Metazoa, Arthropoda, Insecta, Diptera, Tephritidae. The record is from RefSeq and is a predicted model, not a curated record.